GUAGACAAACAUUAACUUUGGGGUAGACACUCUAUAUUUAUCUUCUACUCUUUCCAUUUUUACUGCAUCUACCAUUUGAUCAACAUGAAAUCAUCUCUGACUCUGCUGUGUCUGGUGGUAUGGGUGAAUGUGGAUGCUUCAUCAGCUCAGACUGAGUAUUGUGGUAAGCCUGAGGGUGAAGGGAUGAGAAUGCUGCCGAUUCCUGAUCGAGAACGUUAUGAAAAUGGGGACCAAGUGGAGUAUGGAUGUCUUGCAACUUGUAAGAACGGAGAGUGGGAUAAGACCAUCAACGGCAAAGAUUACUGUAGUAAACCUGAGGGUGCAGACACCAGAAUGCUGCUGAUUCCUGACCGAGAGAGAUAUGAAAAUGGGGACAAAAUAGAUUAUGGAUGCCUUAGCGGCCCAAACACAGGCUCAAGAGGAAAAGCAACUUGCAAGAACGGAGAGUGGAGUAAGACAAUCGAGUGCCAAGCUCAGACUGAGCCCAAGGAUUUCUGUGGACCACCUCCACAUCUCAUGAACGGAGACACAAACGGCGGUACCAGAGAAAGCUACAGAAAUGGAGAAUCAGUUCAAUAUGUCUGCCAGAACUACUACAUCCUUGAUCCCCCUUCAGCGUACAAGACGUGUCGUGAUGGGAUCUGGAAAGGAUCGAUGACCUGCCUGAAACCCUGCACUGUGGAUGAAGAGAUGAUGAACACACAGAACAUUCAAUUUAAAUAUCCUCCGGAAGAUCAAACUAAACUCUAUUCCACACAUGGAGAUCAUACCACUUUUAAGUGUACUGGUCAUCUUAGACUUAGCCCAGGUAGCGUUGAUUUUCGUCAGCAGUGUGUAAACGGGGUCAUGAACUUGCCUCAUUGCCAAUAUUGGGAUAGACACUGUUUAUUUAUGUGCUACUGCUUCCAUUUUUACUACAUCUACCAUUUGAUCAACAUGAAAUCAUCUCUGACUCUGCUGUGUCUGGUGGUAUGGGUGAAUGUGGAUGCUUCAUCAGCUCAGACUGUGUGCAGUGGACCUCUACCAAAUGUGCCCGAUGCCAGCGUCACUGAGGAAAGCAUCAAAAACGAGUACAAAGAGGACGACAUUGUCCUUUUUUCCUGCAACUUUGGCUUUGUACCAGCAGGCAGAAUAAGUUAUCAGUGUAAGAAGAAUAAGUGGGUGGUGGUCCGUCAGGGGAAAUGCAAGCCUAAACCAUGUGAGCUCCCUGAUGAAACUGCCAAUGGCCACUACAGCAUCCACAUUGGAAAUGACUUUGUCUUUGGAGCCACUAUCAAAUACACUUGCAAUGACGGUUAUCAGAUGGUGAGCAAAAUGGACAUCAGAACCUGUAUGGUGGCAGGAUGGAGCAACCACCUGCCCAUAUGUGAAGUGGUGAGUUGUGUCCCCGAGGCUACAGAUGGACGGGUGGUUGUGAGCGGUCUGCCAGAUGAUGAUGGUGUUAUAAAGUACGGUCAUGAGCUCAAGUUCAGCUGCCCCAACCCAGCACACCAGCUGAAGGGAAACCCACAGGUAGUGUGCGCCGCAGGGGGGAUGUGGAACAACCGUUUCCCAACCUGUGAAGAUGUGACUUGUGAAGCUGCAGAGAAGAUUGAGAAUGUGAACAUGAUAGGAAUUCCCCAAAACAACACCACCAUGAAGUAUGGACACAGGCUGCAGUUUGAGUGCAGCAACUCUAGACACGUUCUGAAGGGGGAAUCAGAGGUCGUCUGCUCAACCAAUGGACAGUGGAGUCACUCCUUUCCAAUUUGUGAAGAGCCCAAGGAUUUCUGUGGACCACCUCCACAUCUCAUUAACGGAGACACAAACGGCAGUAGAGACCGCUACAGAAGUGGAGAAUCAGUUCAAUAUAUCUGCCAGAACUACUACAACAUUGAUCCCCCUUCAGCGUACAAGACGUGUCGUGAUGGAAUUUGGAUAGGACUGAUAACCUGUCUGAAACCCUGCACUGUGGAUGAAGAGCUGAUGAACGCACAGAACAUCCAAUUUAAAUAUCCUCCGCAAUAUGAAAAUAAACUCUAUGCCACACAUGGGGAUCAUAUCACUUUUAAGUGUACUGGUCAUAGUAGACAGAGCCCAGGAAGUGUUGAUUUUCGUCAGCAGUGUAUAAACGGGUUCAUGAACUUGCCUCAUUGCCAAUAGUGGCUUCAGCUUACGGGAAGAGAAGGGCAAAGGCUUGUUGGACAAACAUGUCAAUCGAUAUAACCCCCGUCAAUAGUUUGCUCAAACCAUUUGUUCUGGGGCUUUGCAUAAGGUAAGAAACAUUGACUUCACAGGAGUUGUUUUUCAUGUCAGUCCGAACUUUAAUAAAGUACCUCUGGUUUUGAAUUCUCAA
Molecule: messenger RNA, 2335 nt
Organism: Oncorhynchus gorbuscha (pink salmon)
Lineage: Eukaryota; Metazoa; Chordata; Actinopteri; Salmoniformes; Salmonidae
Product: complement factor H-like
Exons: 14
Coding region: 85-2142 (685 amino acids)
Source: RefSeq, a predicted model, not a curated record